GGAGAAAGUUCGCGAAUCUCGGAUCUUCUUUUUCUCGUCAAAGGAAUUUUAUCCGCGCGCGUUUGAUAACACAUCCAAACACCUUCCAUUGUUGUUGUGUUUGUUGUUGUUGCCGUUGUUGUUCUGUUUGUUGUUGUUUUCAUUAGUGUUAUUGUUUAUCGUAUAAAAGAAUGUCAAUGGAGGAGGUACAAAAGGAGGAUGCAUCCGUACCUGUUACACAAGCUGUUGAUACAAUAAGCCCAGUAAAACAUGACCUUGAAGAUAAACCUGAGAGCGAUGCAAAGAGAGUGAAGGCCGAUGAAGCUGAGCCGGAGACUUCAGAGAAGCCAACUGAGGCAACAAAGGAUGAGGCUGCUGAGGUGCCACCGGCAGUGGAUACCGAUGAGCCUGUCAGCAAUACCACGGAGACAGGCGCCGCAACUUCUGAGGUUGCCACUGAAACUGCUGAGUCUAAGACUGAGCAAGACGGUUCCGCAAGUGUUGAGAAGCCAAAACAGGAAGACGCGGUGGCAAAUGCCCCUGCUGUUGAAUCGAUGGAACCUGCGCCAAAGCCUCCCUCUGAACCAGAUAUGAAUAACCUCCCACAAGAUCCUAUUCCAAAACAUCAACAGAGCUAUGCCGUUCGUGUGGUGAAGAUUGUGAAAAGAAUGAAAGAUGCUUCUCCCUUCCUGCUGCCUGUCGAUAUCGUAAAGCUCAACAUCCCAUUGUAUUAUAAUUUCAUCAAGAGACCAAUGGAUCUCUCGACCAUUGAAAAGAAACUUACGUUAAAUGCCUACGCAGAUGUGAAAGAUUUUGUUGACGAUUUUAACCUCAUGGUUGACAACUGUGCUCGUUUCAACGGUGCCGAUUCAGUGAUAGCUCAGAUGGCCAGAAACAUACAGGCAAGUUUUGAAAAGCACAUGCUGAACAUGCCACCUAGAGAUGCAGCUCUCGCUGGGAAGGCUAAUGGUGCUCGCAGAAAAGCCAGCUCUACUCCAGGCGAAUUGAAUAGCGAAGGAGUGCCAACUAUCAGAAGAGAUUCCGUUGCCAAUGGAAGACCUAAGAGGGAGAUUCAUCCACCAAAGACAAAAGAUCUGCCAUAUGACGUGAGACCUAGAAAGAAAAAAUUCGUUGCCGAGCUAAGGUUCUCUCAACAAGUGUUGAAAGAGUUGACGUCGAAAAAGUACGAAUCUUUUAACUUUCCAUUCUUGGAACCUGUUGAUCCCGUCGCUCUUAAUUGCCCAACCUACUUUGACUAUGUCAAGGAACCGAUGGAUUUCUCGACAAUUCAAAAUAAGCUCAAUAACAACCAGUACGAAAACGCAGAUGAAUUCGAACAUGAUGUACGUCUUGUUUUCAAGAAUUGUUAUGUGUUUAACCCAGAAGGCACUGCUGUGAACAUGAUGGGACACAGACUGGAGGCCAUAUUUGAUAAGAGAUGGAUUGAUAGACCAGUUCCAGCUCCUACUCCAAGCCAUUCUGAAGAAGAGUACGAGUCAGAAGCACCUUCAGAGGAAGAGGAGAUUGAUGAAUCGAGCAUCACGAACCCAGCCAUACAGUUCCUUGAAGAACAGAUUCAAAGAAUGAAACAACAGUUGGACAAGCUGAAAAAAGAUGAACUGGAGAGGCUCAGAAAAGAGAGACCAAAAAAGAAGAAGACAAAGGCUAAACAAAAGAAGAAGAGAAGAGUCAGUACAGCUGCCCAGGAAAUGGUUCUUACUUAUGAUAUGAAGAAGGAGCUUAGUGAAAAGAUUAGCGAGUUGCCAGAAAAGAAACUCAACCAAGUUUUAGCGAUCAUCUCCGAAGCUAUGAAUAUCAAUAAUCAGAACGGUGAGGAGAUUGAGCUUGAUAUGGAUCAACUCGAUAACACUACCCUCACGAAGCUGUACAACCUCGUUGUCAAGAAGAAACCAACGAGCAACGGCCACCGUCGUUCUGCGUCGGCAUCUAUCGCUAAAAAGACCAAAAAGGGUAAGAACUUGUCAGAAGCUGAGCAAUCCCGUCAAAUUGAAGACUUGAAGAAAAAGAUUGAGCUGUUGGAUCAAGGUUCAACACCAGUUAACUCUAGCUUUGCUACUGGUAAUGCAAACGAUUCGGAUAACUCUGACGAUGAUGUGAGCUCUGAGAGCUCUGAGGAGGAGUAAUUGCAAUGAGAAUGAAAGAAACAGAACUAAUGUGGGUCUAUAUGAAAUACAUGUUUCCAUAUAUUUCCCACAUGCACAUAUACAUACAGACUAUUACCUUUGUUUUAUUUUCUUUAGCACAGCCAUCUCAAUUAUGCUAUGCUGCUCUUCUCGUUCUUCCCUGUUUCUAAUCUUCCCUUGACACUAUCUACCUCUUUAUACCCUCGUUAAACCUUCCAAUCUUUGUUAUUUGACAUGAGUUCCUCUUUGUAUAUAGAAAAUCAAAAAAAUAAACAGCGGGCGCAGCCAGGUUUUGGUGUUUGGGUUA
Williopsis jadinii is the source of this 2430-nucleotide messenger RNA. It is a transcript of the gene BDF1, whose product is annotated as chromatin-binding protein BDF1. Gene Ontology annotation, biological process: chromatin remodeling; regulation of DNA-templated transcription. The transcript has a single exon. Gene Ontology annotation, cellular component: nucleus; chromatin. Lineage: Eukaryota; Fungi; Ascomycota; Saccharomycetes; Phaffomycetales; Wickerhamomycetaceae. The record is from RefSeq and is a predicted model, not a curated record. Bases 171 to 2123 code for a protein of 650 amino acids.